AGAUUGUCAUUGUUUUACUACUUGCCCGCAUUUAAUAUUCUAAUUUGUGCGAACAAUAAACGGGAGAGAGGAUCACCUUGACGUUUAAACUGUCAUGUCAACGUUCCGUAAAUAAACAGUCUAGUUUAACAGUUACUGACGCUGUUGGAAUAAGAAGAAUGGGAUGGUCUCAGUUAAAGAAAGAAAUUUUCGGUAUCUUCCCGUGGAACUGGAGAAAGUUGCAAAGAAAGUCUAAAAUUUACGAAAGUAAUGCGUCAAGAAUAAUAAAUAGAGAGGGAAAGGUGAAGAUUGUCUUAGAUCAACUUAGUUUUGGCAAACGUCGAAGAUAUUGGCGCAAUCCUUUACCAAGUUUGCUUAGUUUACAAUGGAGGUGGAUUAUGGUUAUUUUUGCCCUUGGUUUUAUUCUUACUUGGCUUUUUUUUGCCGUUAUCUACUAUAUCAUUGCAUUGACUCACGGUGACACCGAACCAAAUGAAGAUCCAGAUUUUACACCAUGCAUGAAUAGUGUAAAUUCUUUCACAACGGCUUUUUUAUUUUCUUUGGAAACACAACACACAAUCGGUUACGGGAGUCGUAAUCCAACCUCUGAAUGUAGUGAAGCUGUUGUGGCAGUUUACGUUCAGUUCAUAAUUGGUGUAGCUGUGCAAUGUGUGACAGCCGGUCUGGUUGUUGCUAAGUUACAGUCGGGAAAACGUACGUCGAAAGCUAUUACAUUUAGUGAGAAAGCAAUAGUUGGUAAAUGUAAUGACAAUGUGUGUUUAAUGGUGAGAAUAGGAAACGCUGGGGUCUCUGAACUCGUUAAUGCCAAGGGAUUCGGAAUGUUAAUGGAAAGGAAGAAACUGACGGCCGACGAGGAAAUUUUAAACGAAUCAUUUCUGACAUUUAUUUCAGAAAACGGAAGUGAAAAUUUGAACUUGCUGUGGCCAAUGGUACUCCAUUGUCAAAUUAUAGAAAACCAGAAAGAAUUUCUUCAAAAGAUGCAAAGUCCACAGUGUGAAUUGAUAGUUAUAGUAGAAGGUGUCCUUGCUGCAACAGGGCAAACCAUGCAGCUAAGAAUGUCAUACCAAGCACAUGAAAUAGAAAUUGGUAAACAAUUUGUUGACAUAAGUCCUGUUUUAACAAAAAACAAAACUGGUAAGAAAUAUCACUACCUUGUAGAUUAUAAAGAUUUCGACAUGACUGAAAUUGAUGAGCAAUGGGACGAUGCUUUGCUUCAUGAUUCACAGAACAAUGACUGUGUUUAACUGAUUUCCCAGCUCUAGAGGAAUAUAGGAUAAUGGCAUAAGCUUGCUCUGUAUACAACCUACGGAUGCUUACUUACAAGAUAAAAAAUACUAUGAUCGAUAUUCCUAUAUGUCAAAAAGGGCAGUGGAAAUACAAACGAUUUUUUUUAUAUACUUGUAAUUGCAAAUGUGAAGUAAACAAAAUUAUGAUAGUGAUUAAACUUACAACUAAUAUAUUUCAGACCUUAGUGAAAGUGCUGUCUACAAACCUGCAAAAUGCAAAUCACUAAAACUGUUUGUUAAUUAGGGAAAAUACUUAUAAUAUAGAAAUUUCAAAUCAAUGUCUUAUUUAUUUAUAACAGAACAUGUUAUUUUUGUGUGUAGAUAAA
This is a messenger RNA of Ruditapes philippinarum (Manila clam), 1612 nucleotides long. Its product is annotated as inward rectifier potassium channel 2-like. The record is from RefSeq and is a predicted model, not a curated record. The coding region runs from base 159 to 1244 and encodes 361 amino acids. Gene Ontology annotation, molecular function: inward rectifier potassium channel activity. Gene Ontology annotation, cellular component: plasma membrane. NCBI's taxonomy places the organism in Eukaryota, Metazoa, Mollusca, Bivalvia, Venerida, Veneridae. Gene Ontology annotation, biological process: regulation of monoatomic ion transmembrane transport; potassium ion import across plasma membrane. The transcript has 2 exons.